This is a messenger RNA of Endocarpon pusillum Z07020, 5430 nucleotides long. RefSeq lists its product as uncharacterized. Gene Ontology annotation, biological process: endocytosis; actin filament organization; vesicle transport along actin filament. Lineage: Eukaryota; Fungi; Ascomycota; Eurotiomycetes; Verrucariales; Verrucariaceae. The coding region runs from base 1 to 5430 and encodes 1809 amino acids. The record is from RefSeq and is a predicted model, not a curated record. The transcript has 8 exons. Gene Ontology annotation, cellular component: cytoplasm; actin cortical patch; cell tip. Gene Ontology annotation, molecular function: ATP binding; microfilament motor activity; actin filament binding.
AUGUCUAGCAUAGCCCUGAAGAUUUCUUCCUUGGUAAUUCGGACACUUUCCAAGCCAAUUGCAAAUCUGAUCAAGCGGCAAGCUCGGGAACAUGAAGGCUUUAGGCGCACAUGCAUAUCCUUUGCCCAGGCUUUACAUCGGGUGGACAUGCGACUGCGACUAGGUGUGCUUAGGGAUACGGCUGCUAUUGAGAAACAAGCUGCAAGAGAAGCUGCAGAUGCUGCAGCGAAGAAACAUAAGCAUUCGAUACCAACCGUGAAAACAGAGGCGCAGACUCUUGCAGAGGAGAAAGCUGCAAAAGAAAAGACCAAAUCUCCUGAUCUGCCAAAACCUGCUUCGAUACUAAGAAUUCGGCCCUUGUCGGAAGCGAAAGCAAUCGAGUCAGGGGCAACAUUCAUUAGCGAGGCGUUCCUCUUCGGCGUUGCUGGGAGUCUGAUCCUUUUCGAGUCGUGGAGGUCUCGACGGAAAGAGAACACCAGAAGAGAAGACGUUGCUGAGCGGCUGAGUGAUCUUGAGGAGUCGGAGAGGACAGCGCGAAGAGCAUUAGUUGAACUUGAAAGAGAAGUUUUGGCUUUGAGAGCCAAGCAUGGGAAACCUUCUACCAAGCCUGUGAAGCGCAUUCUGCCGGCAGAGAUAUGGAUGCAAGAGGAGAAGGAUGACGAGGAGGAUGUGACGAAAAGUCAGGGUUGGCUAUCACGUAUAUCAUCCUAUAUCUUUUGGAAAAGGGAUGGCGCUGGAGAAGCCGAAGGAAUGAGAGAGACUGGACCGGCAGAGAAGAUAUUGGCUGCUUCGGAUGCAGCGUUGGCUGCGAAGCACCAACAAGCCUUAGAACAAGCAGCAGCAAAAGCUGUCAGUCUGCUCUCAUGUUCUGCUCUAGCCUUCGCAAACGUCCACUAUGGAAAACUCUUGGGCCUCUCGUGGCUACUACUUCACCCGCCAGGCUCCAAGGUAAUGGUGCAAUUUGGUUACUGGACGCUUCUAAUUGCCGUAGAAUCGAACCUCGAAACCCAUGAUCUUGCUCUACCUUUGUCGUUGGGACACCAAGAAUCUCACUGUCCAAUCUUGGUCCUUACUCCUGCAAAUAUGGUUGAAGCAGACCUUUCCGAUACCAAGGCUCGGAUUCAGCAGUUUGUAGCGGUCAAAAAGGAGCAACAUCAUAUCAUCACGCUUAUUCUGAAGGUCGAGCACGAUGAGCAUUCAUUCCCCAACGGCCUGGAAGGUUUUACGCAGCUACAGACACUACUUUUCGAGAUCAAUAUCUCAUGCCCUGUUCUUCCUGUCUUAGACGUCUCUUCUCUGUCUACGAUGCUAAAAGAGUAUUUGAAUGGAAUCCAACCAGCCACGCGUCCGGUGUAUAGGGCGCCAGUAGUGACCAAUUUGAUCGCGCAAGCUGCUGCGAGUGCCCCAGCGAAACCACUUUCGGAGCACGACGCCAACGUUGUGUCUGACAUCUUCUCCUCUCUACAGGACUUUGAAGAAGCGACCAGAACUCAGCAGGGACACGCGAAACUUUAUAAUUUCCUUGACAGGACUACGGCGGAAGAUGUGAUCGACUUCUGGGCAGAUGAGUGGGUACAAACGAAGCGACGCGAAGGGAAGUCUUCAAGAACGCCAAAAGCCUCCCUCUUUGGUGGAGGGAAAUCACGGGGCGGAGAUGGGGGACAACCACAAAUCAAGAAAGCCACAUUCGAGAUCACGAAGAAGAAAGAGGUUGGAGUGUCAGAUCUGACGCUACUGAGCAAAGUGUCGAAUGAGGCUAUCAAUGAGAACUUGAAGAAACGCUUUGAGCAUGGGGAUAUCUACACUUACAUUGGCCAUGUGCUGGUCUCUGUCAAUCCCUUUCGAGACUUGGGCAUAUAUACAGAACAGGUGUUGGAUUCAUACAAAGGGCGAAACAGGCUGGAAGUGCCUCCUCACGUUUUCGCCGUGGCAGAAUCUGCAUACUACAACAUGAAGGCAUACAAGGACAACCAAUGCGUAAUAAUAUCAGGGGAGUCUGGUGCAGGCAAGACGGAGGCUGCGAAACGAUUAAUGCAGUAUAUUGCAAGCGUGUCAGGAGGAAGCGACUCUUCCAUACAGAGGACGAAAGAUAUGGUAUUAGCUACAAAUCCACUGUUGGAGUCGUUUGGAAAUGCGAAAACACUGCGAAAUAACAACUCAUCCCGGUUCGGAAAGUAUUUGGAGUUGGAGUUCAAUGAGCAGGGAGAGCCGGUCGGCGCAAAGAUCACCAAUUAUUUGCUCGAGAAAUCGAGAGUGGUUGGACAAAUCACUAAUGAACGCAACUUCCACAUUUUCUAUCAAUUCACGAAAGCUGCGUCAAAGGAGUACAGGGAAAUCUUUGGAGUCCAGCAGCCGCAGUCCUACGUCUACACGAGCCGAUCAAAAUGCUUCGACGUGCCGGGGAUUAACGACGCCUCAGACUUCCAAGAAACGCUAGAUGCUAUGAAAAUCAUCGGGCUCUCCAAAGCCGAACAAGACGACAUUUUCCGCAUGCUUGCUGCCAUUCUGUGGAUUGGAAACAUCACCUUUCGAGAAAACGAUCAAGGCGGAGUUGAUAUCACAGAUCAGUCGGUUGUUGAUUUUGUUGCUUACCUGCUGGAAGUGGAAUCUGCAAAUGUUAACAAAGCUCUCACAGUGCGAAUAGUGGAGACUGCUCGAGGCGGUGGCAGGAGAGGAUCAGUCUAUGAAUCACCACUGAAUCCCGUGCAGGCUGCAGCAGUACGUGACGCUUUGGCAAAAGCGGUAUAUUUCAAUCUUUUCGAUUGGAUCGUUCAGCGGACGAAUGUUUCCUUACAAGCACAAGGAACAGUCAAGAAUACUGUUGGGAUUCUUGAUAUUUAUGGGUUUGAAAUCUUCGAGAAGAAUUCCUUCGAGCAACUGUGCAUCAAUUAUGUCAAUGAGAAGCUACAGCAGAUCUUUAUCCAAUUGACACUGAAGACUGAGCAAGAAGAAUAUGCCCGAGAACAGAUCCAGUGGACUCCAAUCAAGUACUUCGACAAUAAGGUUGUCUGUCAAUUAAUUGAGGAAAAGAAGCCGCCUGGUGUUUUCGCUGCUCUGAACGAUGCUUGUGCAACUGCUCACGCUGAUUCUGGUGCCGCCGACCAAACAUUUGUUAGAAGGUUGAAUUUUCUAUCUCAGAAUCCACAUUUCGAGAAUCGCCAGGGACAAUUCAUCAUCAAACACUAUGCUGGUGACGUGAGCUACGCGGUGCCAGGAAUGACGGACAAAAACAAAGACCAGCUACUCAAAGAUUUACUGAAUCUUAUCGGCGAGAGCUCUAACUCCUUCGUCCACGAAAUUUUCCCUCAUCAGGUCAACCAAGACGACAAAAGGCGGCCGCCAACCGCUGGAGACAAGAUUAAAGCGUCUGCAAAUGAGCUUGUAGAUACGUUGAUGAAAGCCCAGCCAUCCUACAUCCGAACGAUCAAACCAAACGACAAUAAGUCGCCGUCAGAGUACAAUGAAGCCAAUGUCAUGCAUCAGAUCAAGUACCUAGGUCUACAGGAAAAUGUCCGGAUUCGAAGGGCAGGUUUCGCCUACAGACAGACGUUUGACAAGUUCGUGGAACGAUUUGCUCUGCUCUCUCCACGGCUUUCAUAUGCAGGGGAGUAUACAUAUACUGGUGAUGUCAAAUCUGCAUCAAAGAUAAUCUUCAAGGAUACAAGUAUACCGGAGGAAGAGUACCAGAUGGGUGUGACAAAAGCGUUCAUAAAAACACCCGAAACGCUGUUUGGGCUAGAACAUAUGAGAGAUCGGUACUGGCACAACAUGGCAGUCAGGAUCCAAAGAGCAUGGCGAAACUAUCUUAGGUACAGGAUAGAGUGUGCGACGAGGAUACAGCGGUUCUGGCGACGGGUGAAAGGCGGUAUUAAGGAGAUCGAAUUUCGGGAUCAGGGUCACCGAAUAUUGCAGCAAAGAAAAGAACGCCGACGGUACUCUCUACUGGGCUCAAGACGAUUCUUUGGUGAUUACCUUGGCCUCAACAUGCCUGGUGGAACUGGUCGUCUGAUCCGCGACUCAGUUAAUCUUGGUGGCCAGGAACGAUGCGUCUUCUCAUGUCGCUGUGAGCUACUUGUCACCAAAUUCGGUCGCUCUUCGAAACGGGAACCUCGAAUACUGCUCCUUACGGCCAAGGCAGUAUACAUUGUUGUUCAAAACAUUGUGAACAAUUCUCUUAACAUAUCUUCGGAACGCACCAUUCCCAUUGGAGCAGUCAAGUACAUCAGCUGCUCGACAUUGAAGGACGAUUGGUUCUCUCUUGGUAUCGGCUCGCCUCAGGAGCCUGACCCGCUUCUCAACUGUCCUUUCAAGACCGAAUUCUUCUUGCAAUUCAGAACAGUCUCUCAUGGUAGCUUCAACCUCAGAAUUGGGGAUAGCAUCGAGUACAACAAAAAGCCUGGCAAGCCUGCUACAGUCAAGGUUAUGAAAGAUCCAGCUGUGCCACGAGACGACGUAUACAAGUCUGGCACCAUCCACACCAACCAAGGAGAACCGCCCAACUCUGUCUCAAGGCCAACACCAAGGGGCAAAGCCAUUGCCAGACCAAUCACAAGCGGCAAACUCCUUCGAAAAGGUGGGCCAGGUGGUCAAACGACCAAGAUGGCAUCUCGUCCUCGUCCAACUCCCGCAGCCACCACGCAAAGGGCUGUUCCUACACCAGCCGCAGUCAACAGACCUGUUGCGCAACUUAAUGGUGACCCAGGCCAUUCACGUACCUCCUCUGCCGUUUCAGCAAGCAGAAUACCACCUCCUCCACCCCCUGCACCUCCAGCAGCUGCACCAGGUAAACCGCAAGCAAAAGUAAAAUACGACUUUCAAAGCCCAAACUCGAACGAGCUGUCCAUAGUCGCGGGCGAGACGCUGGAGAUCCUAAAGAAAGAAGGAAAUGGAUGGUGGCUCUGCCUCAACCCUGCCACCUCAGACCAGGGCUGGGCUCCCUCCACCUACGUCGAAGAAAUCGCCCCCGAACCCGAGCAGACACGUGCUCCGCCGCCUCCUCCCCCACCCCCAGCUGCACCCCGUCCAACCCCCAACAACAUUCCCUCAGCCCAUUCCGCAGUCACGAACGGCAUGCCCAAGACCGCAAACCCUCCCCUGACAACGGCAAACACGAAAGCAAAACUGAAACCUACGCCGCCAGCACCCCCAGCAAAGAGACCGACAGGAGCAGCAGCCGCAGCCGGGGGAAGGAAACCCCUGCCUCCACCCACCCCGGCGAGGGACAGCGCCGUCAGUCUGACCACGCCGUCCGGAGGCGAUAGCGGGAGAGCGACGCCGAACAGCAUGAAAGGCGCCACGGGAGGGGGCAGUCUGGCGGGUGGCUUGGCAGAAGCCUUACGCGCGAGACAGAGCGCCAUGAAUGGUGGUGGGGCAGGAAGGGGGACGAGGAUGAUGAUUGGUAGUCGUCAGUCCUGUGGUCGAUUUCUGUGA